CAACACAGAUACCUGGAGAGCGCUUCGCUGGGACUCUCGACUCUUGACUCUUGAGUGAGCGAGUGGGACUCAGAGAACGCUUCGCUGCGAGAAGUGCUUCUCCUGGAAAUCGCUUCGUACGUGUUACCAGGUAGGCAGGUGGUGAAACAGAGCAAUGGGAGCUGGAGGCCAGAUGCCUACCCUGAACGGCAAGGAUGAAGAAAUCAACAAUCCCUUGCGACGAGUGCCAUACGAAAAACCUCAAUUCACACUAAGCCAAAUCAAGCAAGCCAUCCCUCCGCAUUGCUUCAAACGCUCGCUCCUCCACUCAUUCUCCUAUGUCGUUCACGACCUUACCUUAUCGUUCAUCUUCUACUACAUUGCCACCACUUAUUUCCAUCUCCUCCCUCCCCUGAUCACCUACAUUGCCUGGCCAAUUUACUGGAUUUUCCAGGGCUGCAUUCUCACUGGUGUUUGGGUCAUUGCACAUGAAUGUGGUCAUCAUUCCUUCAGUGACUACCAGUGGGUUGAUGACACUGUUGGCUUAAUCCUCCACUCCACUCUUUUAGUCCCAUAUUUCUCAUGGAAAAUCAGUCACCGCCGACACCACUCCAACACUGGAUCGAUUGAGCGCGAUGAAGUUUUUGUCCCCAAAACCAAAUCCUCAAUCUCAUGGUACUCAAAAUAUUUGAACAACCCGCUGGGGAGAUUUCUCACCCUUUUAGUCACCGUGACUCUUGGAUGGCCCUUGUAUUUAGCCUUCAAUGUUUCAGGCAGAUCUUAUGAUCGUUUUGCUUGUCAUUUCGACCCUUAUGGCCCGAUUUACUCUCCUCGCGAAAAGCUUCAGAUUUACAUUUCUGAUGCUGGAAUUUUUACCGCGUUUUAUGCGCUUUACAGAGUUGCAGCUGCAAAUGGGCUUGCUUGGCUUGUAUGUGUUUAUGGGGUGCCAUUGUUGAUUGUGAAUGGUUUCCUGGUAGUGAUCACAUAUCUUCAACACACUCAUCCAGCAUUGCCUCAUUAUGACUCUUCUGAUUGGGAAUGGCUUAAGGGAGCAUUGCUGACUAUGGACAGAGAUUAUGGGUUGUUGAACAAAGUGUUCCAUAACAUUACAGAUACUCAUGUGACACACCAUCUCUUCUCUAUGAUGCCACACUAUCAUGCCAUGGAGGCCACAAAUGCCAUCAAGCCAAUACUUGGGGAGUACUAUAGGCUUGAUAGUACUCCAUUUUACAAGGCAUUGUGGAGGGAGGCAAAAGAGUGUGUUUAUGUUGAACCAGAUGAGGGUUCUCCUUCCAAGGGCGUGUUAUGGUACCGGAACAAGUUUUGAGUCAUCUUUGGUGUUGGCUGAGGUUGCUAAGAGGGUUUGGUUAACGUGAAGUAGGACCAAAAACAGUGUCUGUAGACUGUAGUGUCUCUAGUUAGAUAAUCCAAGUGUCUCUAGUGCUUUCUCCGUUUGCCCAAAAUAAACCAUGAAAAGAAUGUGUAUGUUGUGUUAUUAGUGUAUUUAUAAUGUACCUAAAUGAG
Messenger RNA from Tripterygium wilfordii, 1503 nucleotides. Its product is annotated as omega-6 fatty acid desaturase, endoplasmic reticulum isozyme 2-like. Gene Ontology annotation, biological process: lipid metabolic process. Bases 155 to 1306 code for a protein of 383 amino acids. The record is from RefSeq and is a predicted model, not a curated record. Lineage: Eukaryota; Viridiplantae; Streptophyta; Magnoliopsida; Celastrales; Celastraceae. The transcript has 2 exons. Gene Ontology annotation, molecular function: oxidoreductase activity.